ACGUCAUGCUCAGUUGGGGGAUUUAAACUGCUGACUAAUUCUUAUUUUUGGUUUUGAGUUAAAUUUUCUUGCUAUUUUAUUGAUUCAAUUCUGUGGUUUAAUUCUGUGGAUUUACUUUUUCGAUCAAAACUAAUUAUUAUCCUUUAAUUCAAAAUGGAACGUUUAUUAAGUCUCGGUGGUGGUCUCGGUAAUUUAAGACAGGGUGGUGGUGCUUCUGAUGGACCUGUGGUUGACACUGCUGAACAAGUUUAUAUUUCAUCUUUAGCUUUGCUAAAAAUGUUAAAACAUGGCAGAGCCGGUGUUCCAAUGGAAGUUAUGGGUUUGAUGUUAGGAGAAUUUGUCGAUGAUUAUACUGUACGAGUCAUUGAUUGUUUUGCCAUGCCUCAGAGUGGUACUGGUGUGAGUGUUGAAGCUGUUGAUCCUGUCUUUCAAGCUAAAAUGUUAGAUAUGCUUAAGCAAACAGGCCGUCCAGAAAUGGUUGUUGGCUGGUAUCACUCUCACCCGGGAUUCGGGUGUUGGCUUUCUGGUGUCGAUAUUAAUACACAGCAAAGUUUUGAGGCCCUUUCCGAACGAGCUGUUGCCGUUGUAGUUGAUCCUAUUCAAAGUGUCAAAGGCAAAGUUGUUAUUGAUGCUUUCCGCCUUAUCAAUGCAAACAUGAUGGUCUUGGGACAGGAACCUAGACAGACAACUUCCAACUUAGGUCAUCUUAACAAACCAUCAAUUCAAGCUCUUAUCCAUGGACUUAAUCGUCAUUAUUACUCCAUUUCUAUAAACUAUCGUAAAAAUGAGUUGGAACAAAAGAUGCUCUCAAACCUUCAUAAGAAAAGCUGGAUCGAUGGCUUGUCUUUACGAGAUUACAAUGAACAUUGUUCUUUAAAUGAGAAAACUGCUAAAGAUAUGGUCAACCUCGCCAAAGCAUAUAACAAAGCAGUAGAGGAAGAAGAUAAAUUAACUCCUGAGCAAUUAGUGAUUAAAAAUGUGGGUAAACAGGAUCCUAAACGUCAUCUCGAAGAGAAUGUUGAUGGCCUUAUGAAUAGCAACAUUGUACAAUGUUUGGGAGCUAUGAUUUCCAAUUCGGUUUUCAAAUAAUUUCAAUAAAAACAAUCUUAUCCAAUCUUAACAAAAGAAUAUGGGUUAAAUUUAGACAUGA
Tetranychus urticae (two-spotted spider mite) is the source of this 1150-nucleotide messenger RNA. RefSeq names its product regulatory particle non-ATPase 11 (gene Rpn11). The record is from RefSeq and is a predicted model, not a curated record. Gene Ontology annotation, molecular function: protein binding; metallopeptidase activity. Lineage: Eukaryota; Metazoa; Arthropoda; Arachnida; Trombidiformes; Tetranychidae.